UGGGAGUGGGCUUUAUUAGUCUGGAAUUGUUGGAUGCACAUGUAAAAACCACGAUUUCGCACACUCUGACUGAUCUCUCUCACCAAGACCAAGAUCCACCUGGUGACAAAAAGCAGCAAAUACUCAGGAACGGCCUGACAAGGGCCAUUUGCCCACCCUUCAGCCCGGGAAUUCUAGCUGCGAACGUUUUCUCUCUCAAAAUGGCGACAUCUUCGUCGAAACUCACCCCGCCCCCGCGGCAGUCAAGGUCCCAGGCACUUGAUGACCUGAUCAUGGGCACAAAUAGCAGCAGUAUCGUCUCGAAGCGGAGCGUUGAGCGGCUCUACUAUCCCCAUGAGGCCCAUUUCUUUCGCUACUUUGUCAACAAACUUCAGAGGAGGGCACCGCUCAUUAACCGCGGAUAUUGGCUGAGACUGAGAGCCAUUGAUGUUGUUGUUCAUCAGUUUCUCAAGUCAUCGCCGUCUGAUCGGAAGAAGGUUGUAAUAAACCUAGGGUGCGGAAGCGAUGUUCUACCAUGGCAGUGUCACGCUCGUUAUGCAAGUGCAUGCGAGAACACUGUAUUCCUGGAUAUCGACUACCCAGAUCUCAUGCAAAAGAAGCGCGCCAUCGUACUAGGAACCCCGCAACUGCGUGAGCUACUAGGCCCGAACCCGGUCAUCAGCGAGCACGACACGGACCAGAUACUCCUUCGCAGUGAAAAAUAUUGUCAACUUGGGUGUGAUCUACGGAAACUCGAUGCUCUGCGCCAAUGCCUCGAGUCGUUUCUCCCUCUGUCAGAGUGCUCGGUUCUGUUUGUUGCCGAAGUCUCCAUCACUUAUAUGGACACCAUAUCGGCUGAUGCCCUUAUCGAAUGGGCGAGCUCAAUUGGCCAAGCCGAGUUUUGUCUCCUAGAGCAGAUUCUCCCUAAUGGGCCCGACCACCCCUUUGCAAAAACCAUGCUGAGCCAUUUCAACAAACUCAACACUCCCCUCAAAUCAGUUCACCAAUAUCCUACCGUGGAAAGUCAAAGGAUUCGGUUCGAAGAGAGAGGCUGGCGUAGUGUUGACCUCUGGGACCUCUGGGAAGCCUGGAACAGUGAAGAAUUUCUCAGCUCUGCUGAAAAGAUGGCACUAGAUGAUGUCGAGCCAUUUGAUGAGUGGGAGGAAUUUGUCUUGUUUGCAAGACACUAUUUUGUCAUGCAUGCAACAGCGUCCUCGAAAACCAGCAAAUCUUCUCAGAAUCGAGUGCGCAACGACGUUCGUUAUCCGUCCCUUGUAGAAAUCAGCCGCCACGACUCAACCGCUCCCCGACGUCGAUUCGGAGCCUCCAUGGUAGUCACAAACCCAGAGGGACAACACUACUCCAUGCACACUUUUGGAAUGGGAACGAAUGCAAGGGUUGCAUCUUGUGAUGUUUACACCCUGGAAGGGGCCACUGUGCCGUUGGAGAUGUCUCCUACUGGACCAUCUGCCAGAAUGUGCCAUACAAUUACUGAUCUUGGGUCAUAUGGCUUUCUUCUUGUUGGGGGACGAGCAUCCCCAAGUAGCGUGUUUUCAGAUUGCUGGAUUCUCAAGAAGGACUCCAAAUGUUGGGAGAAGACUGGAGAUCUACCAACACCAUUGUUUCGACAUGCAGCUAUCCGACUGAGAGACUCGGCCCUUGCGCUCGUGUUCGGUGGCAAGGUGGGACCGUCGCGAGUGUCACCGGACAAUUUCCUCUUUCACCCCACCAAGGGCUGGUUCAAAUGUGUCACGUCGGGCUCUGUCCCGAAUCCUGUCUUUGGGGCCGUCGCUCUUACCUCAUCAGAAGAGUCCCAGAGCAGCUCGAGGGUGUUUCACGGAUUGUUGUCCGGUGGCAUGACGCAAGAUGGUACAAUGAACACUCAAGCUUACCGGUGGAAACUUGACAUGACCGGCCUUGUGCCGGCACUGAAUUUCGAAAUUAUACCGGAUCCGAGUAACCAAGCCGGUGCCUUGUCUGUGUUUGGUGCACAGGUGAUUGAGUGUGGUUCAUUCUCGGCUGUAUGCGGCGGUGUUGGACAACACCCGUCUUCCCAAGGUCAAGAUGUAGCAUUUGUGUCUCUCUCAGGAGGGUUGCAAAUUCACUUGUCAGCGCCGUCUGGUAAUACCACUGAUAAGUGGCCACUCAUGGUCGGAUCUUCCGUCAUGUCCCUGAAUAACCAUCUCAUCAUUCUCGGAGGAGGCGCCACAUGCUUUUCAAUGGGGACGUUCUGGGAAACCGGCAUUUAUUCAAUCGACACCUUAGGUGUUUUCCCAUCGCAUCUAAACAAAUCGACGUACGGUGCCAUUGACAUCAGCUAUGUGGAUUCUCCCAAAGUUACGCACUCCAGCGCUGACCUGGCUGAACGAACUCGCACGGCGGAAAAGGUUACUAUGACGACAAUCCCCAGGGUCCGGUUGAAUUCGGACUCUGACUUUAAGGAAGUCUUGCGGAACAGAAAACCAGUCAUUAUUGAAGGCCUAGACUUGGGUCAGUGCGUGGAAAAUUGGACACCGAAAUACAUGGUUCAGCGUCUGGGCGAGAAAAAGGAGGUGGUGGUUCAUGAGUGCCAAUUGGACACGGAGAAGAUGGACUUCAAUUCCAAAAACUUCCGCUACGUUACGGAAUCCUUUAGAGCGUUCAUGGACAAGGCUAGCCAUGGUCAGAGGCUCUACUUGCGCUCCCUCUCUGAACAGAAACCAUCAGAGUCACCGGCCAACAUCAACGUCGAUUUCCCAUCGUUAGCAGAAGAAUGCGCCCUUCCAGACGAGCUCCAUCACGUCAGGGACAAUUUGUUCAGUUCAGUGCUGAGAAUAUCUGGCAGGGUGAACAUGUGGUUGCACUAUGAUGUCAUGGCCAAUGUCUACGCACAAAUACGAGGCUCAAAGCGGAUGGUGCUGUUUCCGCCAACCGAUGUCAGUCACCUGGCAUUUGCGCCUGGUGCCUCGAGUUCAAGCCUUGACGUAUUUUCUGCUCUAGAGAAGCACCAGCUUUCAGCCACUCACCCACAUGACGCUGUGCUGGGCCCAGGCGACGUCUUGUUCCUGCCACCAAUGUGGUUUCACACAGCAACACCCACGGCGGACAUGAGCGUUGCGGUCAACUUCUUUUUCCGUGACCUACAUAACGGAUAUUCAUCUGGACGCGAUGUUUAUGGGAACAGAGACCUUGCGGCUUAUGAGAAGGGAAGACAGGAUGUGGCCCGAAUGGCCAAGGGUUUCGAACAGCUCCCCCAUGAGAUUCGCCAGUUCUAUCUGGCGCGACUCGCGGAUGAGCUAUUGAAUGAGCAGAGAUAGUUAGCGGCCGAAGGGUGCCACUGUGGUUAUUUUGAGCCCACUGGUUCGCCAAAUGAGGCGCUCGAGAUAGCGUAUUGUGUGGAUGCGAAACAUAGUGUCGGUUCCAUUGUGAGGGUUGUCUUAGUCUCGAGACUUGGGGGAAUGGAGAUAGCGCUACUGGAGGAUACGAACAAACCUGUCAUGUGGAAGGGAUGGGAAUUGCUGGGGGAGGGUUUGGGUGGUUUGGAUAACGACGAGAGGAGAUGGGUCAUGCAACUGGCAUACACAUGAGGCGAGUAAGCAAAACCAGGACCUGCGUAAAGAACUGUUCCGAUGCAAAAUAUGACGUUCG
This is a messenger RNA of Ilyonectria robusta, 3606 nucleotides long. Its product is annotated as S-adenosyl-L-methionine-dependent methyltransferase. Lineage: Eukaryota; Fungi; Ascomycota; Sordariomycetes; Hypocreales; Nectriaceae. Bases 201 to 3275 code for a protein of 1024 amino acids. The record is from RefSeq and is a predicted model, not a curated record. The transcript is spliced from 7 exons. Gene Ontology annotation, molecular function: tRNA methyltransferase activity; protein binding. Gene Ontology annotation, biological process: wybutosine biosynthetic process; tRNA methylation.